ACGGGCGGGUGACCCGGAGAAGAAAUUUAUAACGGGUCGAAUCUCUACUUCAACUUCUUUGGAUGUUUUUGUUUUUGAAGAGCAAUACGAUUUCAACAAAAUAAUAAUAUUAGUAAAAGCCCUGGUUGAAAAACACAAAACUACUUUAGGAUUAAGAUUAAACAAUUUGACAUCAUUUAUUCCUCGUCAGUAUGACACUUCAGAUCUUUCAAAUAAUCUAAUAGAAGAGAUAAAAUUAGCAAAUGCUGCUUCGACUUCCUUAGAUAUUUGUGAAAAUAAAAUAUCUGGGUCUAACUUA
Dentiscutata heterogama is the source of this 298-nucleotide messenger RNA. NCBI's taxonomy places the organism in Eukaryota, Fungi, Glomeromycota, Glomeromycetes, Diversisporales, Gigasporaceae. The record is from the annotation of a GenBank genome assembly.